CCUUCACCUCCGCCUCCUCCCACCACCAUCAUCACCUGCGCCUCGUACUGCGCCCAAAUCCGCUUCUCCUUUCGAGUUCUCAGAGCGUCCGCGGAGGUCGUAGCCAUGGUGAAGCGGAAGAAGCAUGAGAAGAACGACGGCUCGGCGGGGAAGUCUCGGGAGCGGCCGACGCCGCCGGGAUCGGCCCCUUCGAAGAAGAUCAGGAAGGACAAGAGUGAGAGGAGUGGCAGUAGAGUUGAUAAGGAGAAGGGUAAGGAGAAGAGGGUCGAUAAGGAGAAGGGGAAGGAGAAGGGGGAGGAGAAGGGUAAGGUGACGCAGGAGAAGAGCUCCGGGUUCAUCUUCUUGUGCAGCGGGAAGACGAAGCCGGAGUGCUUCCGCCACCGCGUGUUCGGGAUGCCGAAGGGGAAGAUCGAGGCGGUGGAGAAGAUCAAGCCCGGGGCGAAGCUCUUCCUCUUCGAUUUCGAUCUCAAGCUUCUCUACGGGGUCUACAAGGCCACCUCCAGUGGUGGGUUGAACCUCGUUCGGGAGGCCUUCAGAGGCGCUUUCCCUUCGCAGGUCAAAUUUAAGAUUGACAGGGAUUGUCUACCUCUUCCUGAGCGUACUUUUAAACAAGCUAUAAAGGAGAACUAUGAUUCAAAGGGCAAGUUCGCUUCUGAGCUCAAUUCAAAACAAGUCCGUAAGUUGAUUAUGAUGUUUCGCCCGGUUAAAGUGCAAGCACCCUUGCAAUAUGUCGAGGAUAGGCAGCCUCCUCAUCGAACUCAACGGCCUUCUUCUGAGGACCCUUAUCUAGCGAGACAAUUGCCAUAUGCUCCACCACCACCUAUUGAGUCUCGAUAUAUCCAUCAAGGUUCUUUAGAUUCAAAUGAACUUUAUAUGCAUCACGAACGUCCACCCCCUUUAAUGGAGCUUCGACGUGUUCGAUUACCUCCCUUUCCCCGUGAUGAUCCAUAUUAUCGAGGUCCGUUAAUUGAUUCGCCUCAAAUUGAUAACUUGCGAGCUCGUUAUCCAGACAAUUCUGCUCCACUUGUGCGUUAUAGGCUGGUUCCCGAGAUAAGUCCAAGAGAUGAACAUCACGCAAGGGAUCAGAGGUUUCUAACAGCAAGAGAGCUUGUGGAAGUUGCCCGUGCUGACCAUGCGGAAGAGCUGUACUAUGCUGAGCGACCCACCAACCGAGCCACACCUCAAUCAAGCUAUUUAACCUCCUCAACUUAUGAAAAUCCAAAUCAUUCAUACAAUGAGACAGUAUCUAGAAGGGCCAAUUUGCAAAAUUUGCCCGUCUCGCCUCUCUACUCAUUUGCCGGCCCUCCACCUGCAUAUCGCUGAGAGUCAGCUCGAGGACAUUGCUGCUUAUUCUAAAUGCUUAAACUUUGGAAGAAGAAGAAGAAGAAGAAGCACAUUGCGCCUCAUCCGAGCAAACGAGAGCUUGCAAAGUGUGCAUCGUUUUAAGCUAGUCGCUUAUUUGUUGGUGUAAUACUAGUUUGAUAAAAAGCCCAGUUGUUCUUCAGGUUGAAGUAUGAGCUACAUCUUGUUCUAUACAUCGACCAGUUUCUUAAGCUGUCAAUGUACCGUGGAUGCUGAAGAUGUUACCUUCUUCCUAGUUGCUGUAAAAGAACCUUCCCCUCUGCAAACUUUGUUAUCUUUGUUCGCGGAUAAUGUUUUUCAUUUUUUUUUUUCUGGAGUAACUUCUGGCUGCAAUGACCUGUAUCGCCUGCUUAGUUCUCAAUUUUUGUUCAGAGUAAUGCUAUGGUCACGCUUGUUUAUGUGUAAA
Molecule: messenger RNA, 1768 nt
Organism: Ananas comosus (pineapple)
Lineage: Eukaryota; Viridiplantae; Streptophyta; Magnoliopsida; Poales; Bromeliaceae
Exons: 6
Coding region: 106-1323 (405 amino acids)
Source: RefSeq, a predicted model, not a curated record